Pneumocystis carinii B80 is the source of this 2092-nucleotide messenger RNA. RefSeq lists its product as hypothetical. Bases 47 to 2047 code for a protein of 666 amino acids. The transcript has 3 exons. The record is from RefSeq and is a predicted model, not a curated record. NCBI's taxonomy places the organism in Eukaryota, Fungi, Ascomycota, Pneumocystomycetes, Pneumocystales, Pneumocystaceae.
UUGGCAGAUUUUACCUUAAUAAAUAUAUAUAAAAUAAGACUGAGUGAUGCCACGUAUACCGGUGCGUGUAGAACCGUAUUCUAGUCCAUCACAUCAGAAUAGACACUUUAAAUAUAAGCGGGACCGAAUUCUGCGUGCUUUAUGCAAGUCUUGUUAUAUAAAUAAGUCUAAUUUUGCGAUUUUGUUGGUUAAUUCUAAGGGGGAUUAUGAGACGUAUGCUAGUGAAGCGUUUCAGGGACAAUUGAAAUCAUGGUUUAAUCAGAAGGUUUUGAAUGAUGCUCAAAAGCUGGCACUUGCAUAUCAAAAAUCGGGAGACACGUUUAAGGAUAGAAAUCCUAAGAAUAAUCUUAAAAACAAGGAGAAUAUUGAGUUUAAAGAGAAUAGAAUUUCAGGAAUAAGUCAUGGGAACGUUUUGAGUGAAGAUGAUGUAUUAGGAUUGAAAUGUUCAAAUUCGUUAGAAAAUUCGUUUGAAGGGAGAAUAUGUGAUAAAUCUUUAAUGAGUGAUAUUAUGAAGUCAGUUCUUGGGAUGAAUGAAUCAUUGAUUCCUAAGGAGAAGUCUAUUUCGUUAAAUUCGACAUGGGAUCCGCAGAAUUUUCAAAAGAAGAAGAAUAUGAACAAAGAUCAUUUGUGUAUUGAUGUAAAUACGAAUGAUAAGAGCAAUGAAUAUGAUUCCUGGAAAACUAGAUAUAGAUCUCUUGUUAUUGGAGAUACGGCUGAGGUUAUUGCAUUUAUGGAGUCACGAUUUAAACAAUUACAACAAUCCGUAUGUAAAAUUGUGGCAAAAGCAUGGAUUAAAGUGAUUGAGCCGAAAAAGCAAACUCGUUAUCCAUAUAAUAGGGGAGAUAGGUCUAAACCUUCAUGGUGGCCUGAAAAUAUACGUCAUAAAGAGCCGGAUCACCUUAUGAAAUCAGAAAGAAUUAGUCUUCUUAUUACUAUGUUAAGAUGUUCUAAAAUUCCUAUUAAUAGACUUGAGCUAGCUACUGCUGAGAUUUCUACAUUUAUCCCUCCUGAUAAAACAAGUCUUUUGAGGGAAAUUUAUCAUGUAGCACGAGAAGAAGAAAAAAUGAGAAAUGGAGAUAUAGAAAAAUCUACUGAAAUAUAUAUUACAUUGACUGCUUAUGAUCUUUGUUCAAAUAAUAAACCACUUUCUUCCGAAAUAAAUCAUCAAUCGAGUCAGAAUGUGUCUUCGUCUUCUUCUUUUGCGUCAGAAUCAUCGAUACAAUCGCAUCAAAGUCAUUCAGAUGAAGUUGAACCGGCUCAUAAUUUAUCAGUCGUACAGAAACAUCUUUGUUCUAAUCGUGUUACAAAUGAACAAGAUACCGGUUUAUACAAAGAAUCAUUUCUCCCGUAUACACGUGAUUUUAUCCAAGUGGAGAAUCAAUUAUAUUCAGAAGAUCAAAAUCGUCUUUCCUCUGAAUAUCUAGCGUAUAAAAAACAAAAGAUAAAAGAUACAAGUAAUCAUACAGACGCUUAUAAUAUUGAAAAGGAUAAUAAUGUAAAUUGUCAGUCAUUGGAUAAUCUUUCUGCUCUUAAGAAAAAUAUGAAUGACUCUUAUCAUCCUAUGAAUUUUUCUGACUUAAAGGAGGACAAUCAAAAUUGUUAUACGAACACAUCUAUGUUUCCUCUUUCUUCUGAUCAAUUUUUUGAUUCUCCAUAUAAUUUUUCUUUACUUGACAAGAAUCUUUUGAUGCAUCCAAAACAUCUACUUCAUAACUAUUCUUCAUCAUCUGGCUCAACUUCAAAUGCUGCUAUUUCUACUUAUUUGACAACUGAUUUAUUCUCACAGAAGAAUCAUCAGCAAUUAUCAGAAAUGUUUUCUCCUAAUCAGUUUACUUCUAAAUAUUGCCAGAGUUAUUCUAAUAUCAAUCAUUCUUGUUUUCCUUUACAUCCUGAUACAUUUUAUAAUGAUGGAUUGCCAGGUACUUGUUUUUCUAUGCCAAUCAAGACUUCUAACUUUCCUGAUUCUACUGGUACUUUGCAAAUUAAAUAUGGUCAGGAUAAUACUUCUAAAAAGACUGAUGAAAGCUUUGUAGAAGAUACAAAUUAGAUCCAAUGGCUUUUCAAUCACAAUGGUAUUGCAAUUAUAUACAAA